CGAUGGAUUGCCUCUUGCACAUGGCCUGACUAGGGAUUGAACCCACAACCUGGGUAUGUGCCCUGACUGGGAAUUAAACCUGCAACCCUUUGACCCUUAGGUGCACUGGACAGCGCUCCAACCAUUGAACCACACCAGCCAGGGAGAUCAAGUUUUGAUGUUAUAAAAUUUUAGCCUAUUCAUGGACAAGAACACAUACAGGAAACUCCAUUUACAAGUUAGGGGACAUCACACAGAAGGGAUACGAAAAGAAAAGAUCAAAACUCCUGUCUCCUUACAUCCCACAGACACAAGAGGAGAGAAGAAAACGGAAGGAAAGAAAGGAGGAAAUGAAUCCUAACUGGGCAUCUGCUGUGUGCUAGGCACUUUUAAAAUACCCAAGGUCAUCAAAUCAUUUACACAAAGCUUGGGUGAUAGUGUAUCUGUGCAUAGCUGAUAUGAUUCAAAGGCAGAAAAUUCCAGGUCAUGGAAAAACUGCAGCUUACUUAUGCCUGGACACAGACUGUGAUGGAGAGCAAGGGGAGCAAAAGUAAGAAGGAAUGACAGAUUCAGUAUUGCAAGGCAACUCAAGUACUGGAGUACCUGAGGAUUUUGGGAAACUGAUUCAGCAGCACAGAAAGAACAUAGAAACCAGACACCUGCUCCAUCUGCAGCUCAAACUUCCGCUCCUUCCAAGUACCACCGAUCUCGAUCUGGGGGAGCCAGGGAUGAACGAUAUCGAUCAGAUAUUCACACAGAAGCCGUUCAGGCCGCACUGGCAAAGCAUAAAGAACAGAAAAUGGCUUUGCCCAUGCCAACCAAAAGGCGGUCCACGUUUGUCCAGUCUCCUGCGGAUGCCUGCACGCCUCCUGACACGUCUUCGGCCUCCGAGGAUGAGGGCUCUCUGAGACGCCAAGCUGCGCUCUCUGCUGCCUUACAACAGAGCUUACAGAAUGCGGAGUCCUGGAUCAACCGCUCAAUUCAGGGAUCGUCCACUUCUUCAUCCGCAUCUUCUACGCUGUCCCAUGGAGAGGUCAAAGGAACCAGUGGGUCUCUAGCUGAUGUAUUUGCCAAUACUCGAAUAGAGAAUUUUUCUGCUCCCCCUGACGUCACUACAACUACCUCUUCAUCAUCAUCAUCCUCAAUACGCCCAGCAAAUAUUGAUCUGCCCCCCUCCGGGAUAGUUAAAGGCAUGCACAAAGGAUCCAACAGGUCCAGCCUUAUGGAUACAGCUGAUGGUGUUCCUGUCAGUAGCAGAGUAUCCACAAAAAUCCAACAGCUUCUCAACACUCUGAAACGACCCAAAAGGCCUCCCUUAAAAGAAUUUUUUGUGGAUGACUCUGAAGAAAUUGUGGAAGUACCUCAGCCAGACCCUAACCAGCCCAAGCCGGAGGGACGGCAGAUGACCCCUGUGAAGGGGGAGCCCCUAGGAGUCAUCUGUAACUGGCCUCCUGCUCUGGAAUCUGCUCUGCAGCGCUGGGGCACCACUCAAGCCAAGUGCCCCUGUCUGACUGCACUGGAUGUGACAGGGAAGCCAGUUUACACUCUCACGUACGGAAAGUUGUGGAGCAGAAGUUUAAAGUUGGCCUAUACACUGCUUAAUAAACUGGGGACCAAAAAUGAACCUGUAUUAAAACCUGCAGACAGGGUAGCCCUGGUUUACCCCAACAAUGAUCCAGUCAUGUUUAUGGUGGCUUUUUAUGGAUGUCUCCUGGCGGAAGUAAUUCCAGUGCCUAUAGAGGUACCUCUUACCAGAAAGGAUGCUGGAGGGCAGCAGAUUGGCUUCUUGCUAGGAAGCUGUGGUAUUGCCUUAGCUCUUACCAGUGAAGUUUGUCUAAAAGGGCUGCCAAAAACACAGAAUGGAGAGAUUGUACAGUUUAAAGGUUGGCCCCGGCUCAAAUGGGUUGUAACAGAUUCCAAGUACCUUUCAAAGCCUCCUAAAGACUGGCAGCCCCACAUCUCACCUGCUGGCAGUGAGCCAGCGUACAUCGAGUAUAAAACAAGCAAAGAAGGGAGUGUAAUGGGAGUCACGGUGUCCCGCCUUGCAAUGUUGUCUCACUGCCAAGCUCUGUCCCAGGCCUGCAAUUAUUCUGAAGGAGAAACAGUAGUAAAUGUUUUAGACUUUAAGAAGGAUGCUGGGCUGUGGCAUGGCAUGUUUGCGAAUGUAAUGAAUAAGAUGCAUACAGUUAGUGUACCCUACUCUGUUAUGAAGACUUGCCCUCUCUCUUGGGUCCAGAGAGUACAUGCCCACAAAGCCAAGGUCGCUUUAGUAAAAUGUCGAGACUUGCACUGGGCUAUGAUGGCACAUCGGGACCAAAGAGAUGUGAGCUUGAGUUCCCUCCGGAUGUUAAUUGUGACUGAUGGAGCAAAUCCCUGGUCUGUGUCAUCCUGCGAUGCCUUCCUGAGUCUGUUCCAGAGCCACGGACUGAAACCAGAGGCCAUCUGUCCAUGCGCUACUUCUGCUGAGGCUAUGACUGUCGCGAUCCGCAGGCCUGGAGUUCCAGGGGCCCCUCUGCCGGGAAGGGCCAUUCUCUCAAUGAAUGGAUUGAGCUAUGGGGUAAUACGGGUCAAUACUGAAGAUAAAAAUUCGGCACUAACAGUCCAGGAUGUGGGACAUGUCAUGCCUGGUGGGAUGAUGUGCAUCGUGAGACCUGAUGGACCUCCCCAGCUCUGCAGAACUGACGAAAUUGGAGAGAUAUGUGUCAGCUCCAGAACAGGGGGCAUGAUGUACUUUGGGCUUGCUGGUGUGACCAAAAAUACCUUUGAGGUAAUUCCAGUGAAUUCUGCAGGCUCUCCUGUUGGGGAUGUGCCAUUCAUCCGGUCAGGAUUGCUGGGGUUUGUAGGGCCCGGCAGCUUGGUGUUUGUGGUUGGAAAAAUGGACGGGUUACUCAUGGUUAGUGGUCGAAGACAUAAUGCUGAUGACAUUGUUGCUACCGGAUUGGCUGUGGAAUCAAUAAAGACUGUUUAUAGAGGAAGAAUUGCUGUGUUUUCUGUGUCUGUAUUUUAUGAUGAGCGCAUUGUGGUGGUUGCGGAACAAAGACCUGAUGCUUCCGAGGAAGAUAGUUUCCAGUGGAUGAGCCGGGUGCUGCAGGCAAUCGAUAGCAUUCAUCAAGUGGGGGUUUAUUGUCUUGCUCUGGUGCCUGCCAAUACAUUGCCAAAAACUCCACUAGGAGGAAUCCACAUAUCUCAAACGAAACAGCUCUUUCUGGAAGGAUCUCUACAUCCGUGCAAUAUCCUCAUGUGCCCACAUACAUGCGUGACCAAUUUGCCAAAACCCCGGCAAAAGCAACCAGGUGUAGGCCCUGCUUCUGUGAUGGUUGGGAAUCUGGUUGCUGGAAAACGCAUAGCACAAGCUGCAGGAAGGGAUCUCGGGCAAAUUGAAGAGAAUGAUUUAGUGAGGAAGCACCAAUUUCUGGCAGAGAUAUUACAGUGGCGAGCCCAGGCAACCCCUGACCAUGUACUCUUCAUGCUGUUAAAUGCAAAGGGCACAACUGUGUGCACAGCCAGCUGCCUCCAGCUUCACAAGCGAGCAGAGAGGAUUGCGUCAGUUCUCGGUGAUAAGGGACAUCUAAAUGCAGGCGACAAUGUGGUGUUGCUCUAUCCACCUGGCAUCGAGUUAAUCGCUGCAUUCUAUGGCUGCCUGUAUGCGGGGUGCGUUCCUGUGACUGUCCGGCCUCCUCAUGCUCAGAACCUUACCGCCACGUUGCCCACCGUCCGCAUGAUUGUUGAUGUCAGCAAAGCCGCCUGCAUUCUCACCACGCAGAUGCUAAUGAGGUUACUGAAGUCGCGAGAGGCAGCCGCAACUGUGGAUGUGAAAACCUGGCCAACCAUCAUUGACACAGAUGAUUUACCCAGGAAGAAGUUGCCUCAGUUGUAUAAACCACCCACUCCUGAGAUGUUGGCGUAUCUUGACUUUAGUGUCUCUACAACGGGCAUGCUUACAGGAGUGAAGAUGUCCCACUCGGCAGUCAAUGCUCUCUGCAGAGCCAUCAAGCUCCAGUGUGAAUUGUAUUCUUCUCGGCAGAUCGCCAUCUGCCUUGACCCUUACUGUGGACUUGGCUUUGCACUCUGGUGUCUCUGCAGUGUCUAUUCAGGUCACCAGUCCAUCUUAAUUCCUCCUAUGGAGUUAGAAAACAACCUUUUCCUCUGGCUUGCCACUGUCAACCAGUACAAAAUAAGGGAUACAUUCUGCUCCUAUUCAGUAAUGGAGCUCUGCACCAAGGGGCUUGGAAACCAAGUGGAGGUGCUGAAGACCAGAGGGAUCAACCUCUCCUGCAUCCGGACGUGUGUGGUAGUGGCCGAGGAGCGGCCCCGAAUUGCCCUCCAGCAGUCCUUCUCCAAGCUCUUUAAAGACAUCGGUCUGUCCCCUCGAGCUGUCAGCACCACUUUCGGAUCAAGAGUCAAUGUAGCAAUAUGUUUACAGGGAACCUCAGGGCCCGAUCCAACUACUGUGUAUGUAGAUCUGAAAUCAUUAAGACAUGACAGGGUUCGUCUUGUGGAACGGGGUGCCCCCCAGAGUUUGCUCCUCUCAGAGUCUGGAAAGAUUUUACCUGGAGUGAAAGUGGUUAUUGUUAAUCCCGAGACCAAAGGGCCUGUUGGAGACUCUCACCUUGGAGAGAUUUGGGUAAACAGUCCCCAUACGGCCAGUGGCUACUACACCAUCUACGAUAGUGAGACUCUUCAAGCUGAUCAUUUCAACACUCGCCUCAGCUUUGGGGAUGCUGCUCAGACACUGUGGGCUCGGACAGGAUACCUUGGUUUUGUCCGCCGAACUGAGCUCACAGCGGCCACUGGAGAGCGUCAUGAUGCGUUAUAUGUGGUGGGAGCUCUGGAUGAAACGCUGGAGCUGAGAGGAUUACGAUACCACCCAAUCGAUAUUGAGACCUCAGUGUCUCGGAUCCACAGGAGCAUUGCCGAAUGUGCCGUCUUCACGUGGACCAACCUGCUUGUGGUGGUUGUGGAACUGUGUGGCUCUGAACAGGAAGCUCUGGAUCUGGUUCCUUUAGUGACAAAUGUGGUUCUGGAGGAGCAUUACCUCAUCGUUGGCGUCGUGGUUGUGGUGGACCCAGGUGUCAUCCCCAUCAACUCCAGAGGAGAGAAGCAAAGGAUGCACCUCCGCGACAGCUUCCUCGCUGACCAGUUAGACCCCAUCUACGUGGCUUAUAACAUGUAACCGGCCUUGUGGAGAUUACCGGGGCCUCCUGGGAAACCACAGGACCAAAGCCCGUGACAGGAGCAAGCUUUCAAAUGAUGUAAAAUAAGCUGAGAUGGCUACAUUGUAUCCUUCAUCUCAUCCUGUGGGAUUCUGCAAUCACACAACACACAGAAAAGGGGAAUUCUGUGAUGGCAAAUGAAAAAAAUGUUAACAGUCAUGAGCUUUGACAUAGCGUGAGCAGCACGUUACUAAAGCAAUUACAUGCAUGUUGCAUAUUUUUCA
Molecule: messenger RNA, 5416 nt
Organism: Myotis lucifugus (little brown bat)
Lineage: Eukaryota; Metazoa; Chordata; Mammalia; Chiroptera; Vespertilionidae
Gene: DIP2B
Product: disco interacting protein 2 homolog B
Exons: 39
Coding region: 779-5152 (1457 amino acids)
Source: RefSeq, a predicted model, not a curated record